Molecule: messenger RNA, 3331 nt
Organism: Colias croceus (clouded yellow)
Lineage: Eukaryota; Metazoa; Arthropoda; Insecta; Lepidoptera; Pieridae
Gene: rudhira
Product: breast carcinoma-amplified sequence 3 homolog
Exons: 14
Coding region: 286-2673 (795 amino acids)
Biological process (GO): autophagy; response to starvation
Cellular component (GO): cytoplasm
Molecular function (GO): protein binding
Source: RefSeq, a predicted model, not a curated record
GACGGGCGUCAAAACUCGACCAUCACUGACAUUCAUUGUUCAAAACAUCUGUUGUGUCCCAUUGUUAUUUUUAGUAUAAAUUUAUAUGAAUAUAAUUUAUUUAUUUAUUGUGCGUGUAUCAAUGAUUUAAAAGUGAAAAAGUGUGUUGGAGUGUUUGUAGUUGUUUUUUGUUUUGUUGUGACGUCACUUUUAUUGACUGCCAGUUAAACGACGCAAUUACGCUUUUAACUUCGACUAUGGAUUGAAAUUAAAAAUAUAUUUUUCUGAAAAAGGCAACCAUUCACCAUGUCGGCGGAGUCCCCGCGACAUGUCCGCUCGGGAGGGCCACUCACCGUGCCAUCACAGCCACCUAGUGACCGAAGCAUCAUUGAUGCAGUCUCCGGCUUUAUUAAUGAUGUCACAUUAUCAUCAUCUUCCGCUGUUGAUCCUAAAGAUGUGAUACAGUGGGCUAGAUUUGAAACAGCUGACAUCAAUGAACCCACACCAGAAGGAGAUAGUGACAAUGAUGUAUCUCCGUUACUCUUAAUCCUGGGUUAUGGAGCUGGGGUUCAAGUGUGGCUGAUUUCACCGAACGGUGAGGCCCAAGAGGUGCUAUCCUGGCGCCAGGGGACAGUGAGAGUGCUCCGUAUACUGCCAACUCCGCAGCACGGCGAUUGUUUUGCAUCGAAAAGGCCUCUCAUAGCAUUAUGCGACUCUGCAAGCCCUGGACCAGCAUUUUGUUCUCUGAGCUUCAUUUCCAUUAGGGGUGGUGAACAGGUGAAAAGCAUAAAAUUCAAGAAUCCCAUUCUUGAUGUAUUGGCCAAUAAAAGAUCUGUGGUUGUAUCGUUUUCUGAGCGUUUUGCGGUAUUCGACGCUGCCACAUUAGAAGAUAGACUCGCUAUCACCACCUGCUACCCCUGCCCUUGUCCUCUGGGUGGUACAUCACCGAUUAACCCUUUGGCUCUUGGUGAUCGCUGGCUAGCUUAUGCUGAUAAGAAGUUGAAUCCCUCGAAACGCAGCAGUGGAGGUUGUGAAAGUGAAGGUGUGACCAGCUACACAGCAACAGUGUUACACGCAGCAAAGUCCCUCAGCAAGGGGUUGCGUGGACUCGGUGAAAGUGUAGCUCAUAGCCUUGCUGGGGGUAGGAGCACUUCUCAGUCACCCUCGCCACCGCACACUGAUAUUCAGCAACCGGGGAUUGUCACUAUAUUGGAUAUUGAGGGUAAUGAGGACGAAGACAGCCAAGAUUGCGAAGAGCCAUGCGACCCCAUAGUAGCUCACUUCAUAGCGCACUCAGAGGCGAUAAUAGCCCUUAAAUUCGAUCCGAGCGGCAUGUUGCUGAUAACAGCUGACCGUAGAGGACACGACUUCCACGUGUUUAGAAUUAACCCCCACCCCUGCGGGCCCAGUCUUGCGUCUGUUCACCACUUGUAUGUUUUGCACCGUGGCGACACGACGGCUAGAGUGCAAGACAUAGCAAUAUCGGGCGACAGUCGCUGGGCGGCCAUAUCCACGCUCCGCGGCACCACGCACGUGUUCGCGCUGAGCCCGUACGGCGGCGCGUGCGGUGUGCGCACACACACGCAGCCGCGCGUCGUCAACCGGCUCUCGCGGUUCCAUAGAUCCGCUGGUCUGCCGAUACACGCAGCUGCUGCGCACGCACAUACGCACACGCCGGGUUUAGAAGGCUCAGUGGCUGGUGCGUGGUACCCAAACCCACGGUUGCCUCCCUACCCCCUGCCCAGCACAUCCACGCCGCUAGCACAAUUGAGACCAACGCAUAAUCUGCCCACGCAUACUAUCACACGCACAAGUUCGGGUCGUCAGCGCCUAUCGUCGCUAUCAGAAGAGAGCGGUGCAGCGCCACUGCUAGCGCGCUCGUGGUUCGGGUGCGCGCUACCCUCCGCCAGCGGGCGCGGGUGUGCCGUACCCCUGUACCUGAUGGCGGCCAACGGCUCGCUGCUGCACCUGCUGCUGCAUCCGAGGCCGGCGAGAUGCGUAGCAAAAGAGAAGAUAUGCGACGAGUCGCCUAUAGAAGUGGAAGUGGAAGCAGUGGCUCAAUGGAUGCUGCAGCGUCCAGCAGCGGCCGCGGAUUUACUGGCGCCCCUGCCACCGUCCAACCCUCUGCUGCAACCGCUGAGCUGUCGGAGAUGCGCAGACAUGUGCGUGAGUGAAGAGGAACGUUGGUUGUCUCAAGUGGAGAUAGUGACGCACGCGGGCCCGCACCGUCGGUUGUGGAUGGGGCCGCAGUUCGUGUUCAAGACUUAUAAUUGCGGCUCGAACUCGUCGCUGUCGGAGGCGGAGGCGGUGGAGGUGGACACUGGCGCGGGCGGCGGCGCGGCGCGCUCCAACCCCGUCAACAUGCCCGGCGUGCGGCCCGUAGUGCCCGUGCUCAUAUCCUCCGGCUCGGCCAGUUCCCUGGAACAUUCUCCAUCGGACAGCUUCCGCCGCAAGUCGCUGUUAGCGGACGGAGGACGUGCGUCCGUGUGCGAUGUGCAGCUCAAGGAGGACCUUGCGGAGGCCAUGAAGGAGGACCAUGCGAUAAAUCGCUUCGAAGCUGAACAAGAGGAGCUCAGUUCUAGUAGUUUCAGCUCGGCGUCCCGCGCGUCACUGGACCCCCCCUCGUCCCCCACACCCAGCUGCAGCGGGGACAACCUGCUGCACUUCCCGGGGGACUCCAGUAGCUCCCUCUGAGGGUUGUGCUGUACGCGCUGGAUAUAGGCGACCAGUACAUCAUUUUGCACGGGUUAGACGGUUCGUGGUUAGGUGGAGGGGUAGGAUUGUGUGGUCUAAGAGAAAAAAAGAGCGUGUGCGUGUCACAUGUGUCAGAAGUGAAACUUCUUUAAAAAGAUUCUAAGAUACAAAAAUCGUCACCUGACUCCAUGACAUGACGAUAUUGGCAUGACGCGUCCUUGAAAUUUUACUCUCGACGCGCUUAAAGAAGUUUCACUUCAAAAAUGGUAGGAGAGUAGGUGCGGCUAAAAAUGAUUGCAGAGUUGUAGGGAUAGGUGGUUUUAUGGUCUCUAGAUAAAGUAGAGUAGUGUAACUUCAUAUUGUACACUACUGCUCUAAUUUGUGAGAUAUAUGGCUUAUCUGCAUGUCCGAGAAAUGUUAGACGGUAACAUCUGCACUUGGUCAUAAGAAAUAUCUUAGACAAGAAGAAGUAAGAUUAGCUAUACAGGAAAGGGGUGGUGAUUAAUGUCAAUAUAGAAGAAAACAUACGUUUGUGGAACUAGUUUAAUUUGUGCAAAAGUAUAGACAAAAGCGGAAUAACAACGUCUACUGUCUUGACUAUACUGUCGGGUUUCUUUGAAUUCAACGGUAUACCGUGUUUAUUCUGUCUGGUUUCUUA